This is a messenger RNA of Grus americana (Whooping crane), 3214 nucleotides long. RefSeq names its product neurexophilin 2 (gene NXPH2). The transcript is spliced from 2 exons. Gene Ontology annotation, molecular function: signaling receptor binding. Bases 410 to 1207 code for a protein of 265 amino acids. NCBI's taxonomy places the organism in Eukaryota, Metazoa, Chordata, Aves, Gruiformes, Gruidae. The record is from RefSeq and is a predicted model, not a curated record.
CGGCCCGGCCGGGCGGGUUUUUCGCCCUGGCAGCACCAUGGUAGGCAGCGGGGCAGCGGGCUCCGGCCGCCGGGACGCUGCCGCGCCGCCGGUCUGCGGCGGGCUGUGAGGGGACCUCCCUCCGCCCCGCGGGGGGUACCGCGGCCGCCCGGCCCGGCAGCGCCGCCACCGCCGCUUCCCGCCUAUGUUCUUCCCGCCUCCCGCCCGCCAUGGCCGCCCGCGGAGCCGAGCGGUGCGGCGCGGAGCGGCGCGGUAGUGCCGGGGUCUCGCCGCUGCCUGCCAGCGCCCCGUGAGGGGGGACAAGCGGGGCGGUGUGUCCCUGCGCUCAGUCCUGCCCCCCCCCUCCUCCCCGGAGCGGAGAUGUGCGAGACCCGUGCGAGGGGAGUCGCCUCCUAGACCGGCAGCCAAGAUGGUGCACCUGCAGCCCCUGCCCCUCGUCGUGGUCCAGGGCGUUCUCCAGCUCGUAUUUUGUGACGCUAAUCAAGUUGUACAAGCCACAGACGUGCUGGACUGGGAAGACAAGGAUGCUGCAGAGACAUUGGUCGACAACGUGGUCCACUCCAGGAUCAUCAAUCCUUUACGCCUGUUCGUUAAGCCAUCUCCAGUACUGAAACAUGGCCAGGUGUCCUACUCAGACAGCAUAGAAAACUUUUGGGAUUGGUUGUCCAACAUCACGGAGGUUCAGGAAUCUCUCGCACGAACUAAACGCAGACCUAUAGUAAAAACUGGGAAAUUCAAGAAAAUGUUUGGAUGGGGCGAUUUCCACUCUAACAUCAAAACUGUUAAGCUGAACCUCCUGAUCACAGGGAAAAUCGUCGAUCACGGCAAUGGGACCUUCAGUGUUUACUUCCGACAUAACUCCACGGGUCUGGGAAACGUUUCUGUAAGCCUGGUGCCACCUUCCAAGGUGGUUGAGUUUGAAUCAUCUCCACAGUCAACACUGGAGACCAAGGAAUCCAAGUCCUUCAAUUGCCGAAUUGAGUAUGAAAAAACAGACCGCGCUAAAAAAACUGCCUUGUGCAAUUUCGACCCUUCAAAGAUCUGCUAUCAAGAGCAGACUCAAAGCCAUGUCUCCUGGUUGUGUUCCAAACCAUUUAAAGUUAUCUGCAUUUACAUUGCUUUUUACAGCGUAGAUUACAAACUGGUGCAAAAGGUCUGUCCUGAUUAUAAUUACCAUAGUGAGACUCCGUACUUGUCCUCUGGCUGAUACAAUUGUGAGUAACUAGAGAUACAGCAUCACUCAUAAAAAUAAGCAUUUCCAUUAACCUUCUGGAGAAGAUGAUGUUUUCCUAUCAGGUUAAAAAGUCUUUAAAAACUGUAGCUGUGUUUGUGCUGUAUCGUAAAUAAUCAAACUAUUUAUGUAACAAUCAUUUUCAUUUCAGACCAUUGCAUUUUAACUCUCUCAUCAUUAAUGAGGGAACUACCAGGCAGACACAUGACAAAAAAAAAAAAAGUAAAGAAAAUUAUGUCUGUACUGAACAUCAAUCUUGGAAAAACAGUUUUUUAAACUAGACUCAAUGGCAGAGAGCUUUUGUCUCUUACUUGAAUUGGACAGCACUUAGCAGGAUCCCAUUUCUCAUUGGGAACUUUAGAAGACGACAAUAUAAAGAACAAAUGAUGAAGUAGACUCCCAGCUGCUAAUAUACAAAAUCCAAAUAAACAGCUCUCCCGCUAAUCUCAUAAGGAAUGUUACACACACAGGGCUCAAGGAAUCAAGUCCAAAUACUAAGAGAAAGUGCUAUUUCUAGGAUUAAAAAAAAAAAAAAAGAGGAAAGGAAUCCACAUUUCUAUGAGUUGUAGUAGUUGUAUGUACUCAUUGAAGUGAAGAGUAGUUCUUCCUUCUGACUUCUUACCCGUGGAUAUGCAAUGAUGUAAUUAGACAUUGAUGAGCUUUAGUUUAUUAGACCCACCAGGUGUGCAGGUUUGGUGUACAUUUCUUCCUUCCGCGGUCACCAUUGGUUUUGAUUCUUCUCCAGUGUUUCCAUGCACACCAGUACAAGUUUUGCAGUGACAGAGAACAUACACACCUUGGAAAAAGAUAAUCUCUGUUUAAGUCUGAAAAUGGUAACGGGGGCUGGCUUCCACGUAAAGGAAGCCGUUAUCUUGCUCUCUAGACCCUUAGCACCGUAUCGCAGCAAGGAGAAUGUAUCACAGCAUGAGGAUGAUACAGGAAUAACGCAAGCUUUCUGCUUAAUGCCACCCAGUUGUCUUCCUUAGUAUUGCGUUGCGUCCUUCAAGUCAAAAUACAAGCAAUGACAAAUAAAGAGGACAACAAAAAUCUAUGCAUCUUCACCUCACAAGGCAGAUUUCAAAGAAAAAUACUCAGCCAGACCUUCCCCUAGUCCAGAACAGCAUCACUGCAUCGCUCACUUGUAAGAGGGGAGGGUCUGGCUGUGGUUUUGUGUCACUAGGACAGAGGUUGGUCCCAGGGCAGUCCGUCCCCGUUAGCUCCGGCCGAUGCACUUUUGUUGGGUGUUGAUUUUGCCGCCGCUGCUGAUUCGCUAUCAUAGUCCUUUGUGACAGCUCGAUGUCACAAGUCCCAUGGAAGAUGCUGGCUGAGGAAGUGCUUUUUAUUGCCUCGAAACUUACAUGCAGGGUCCAAGAAGUUGCAUUCAGCUUAAAUAAAGUACUAUAAAAAUACUCUGUGCAAGUGGCAUGCACCCAGACAAAUGACUGACAGCUCAGAAAGACUCACUCAUGAGAUUAAUUCUGAUUUCCUUGGUACAGUCUCAUACAAAAAAAUUAUUCUGUUAAAAAAAUACUACAAGUAACUGGCUAAUUUGUUCUUCUCUUUAGGUGACAAAUUUAAAUGUGUGGUUUAGUUUGAUCAAUAAUCUAAAUGUUUUCCUUCAUCUUAUUUCAUACAGAGUCUCUCCUGCUCUAAAUGAUGUUUUUUAGUUUGUCUAUGACUGUUGAUUCCUACAAGAUGGUCUACUUUGUAUUCUGUAUAGCGUGUCCUCGUUCUGGCUGUAUAUAAGCUUGGAUUUAUUGCUACGAGUUCAGUGGUUGGUGCUUUUGUAACUUAGCUGUAAGCCAUGAUUUUAUUGCCAUGUAUUUUUACUCAGCACUGUAGGCAAUUAAAAGAAAACCCUACAUGCUAUUUAUUGUAGAGUAUGUGGAAAUCAUGUAUGUAUAUACACUUAAAUAUGUGUACAUAUACGAAUAUAUGCGUACAUGUAUUUGUAUGUAAAUAAAGAGAGUUUGCUAAAUCUGG